This is a messenger RNA of Aphidius gifuensis, 1164 nucleotides long. RefSeq lists its product as uncharacterized. The record is from RefSeq and is a predicted model, not a curated record. NCBI's taxonomy places the organism in Eukaryota, Metazoa, Arthropoda, Insecta, Hymenoptera, Braconidae. Bases 1 to 1164 code for a protein of 387 amino acids. The transcript is spliced from 3 exons.
AUGCUCAUACUACCAAAAUUGACUGGUUUAUUACCAUCAAUUAAUAUACAAAUUCAAGAUGAAGAUAAGCUCCAAGGCAUCAAUCUGGCAGAUCCAGCAUAUUAUCAGCAAGCAAAAGUAGACGUACUAUUGGGUGCUGAUGUAUAUGGUUCUCUGUUACAAGAUGGUGUUGUACAACAAAUUGGCAAUAAUAACCAUUUGACAGCUCAACAAACACAACUUGGUUGGAUCCUUUCAGGACGAACUAAUUCACACCAUUGUUCAACAACUCACCAACCAACUCGCCAUUGUUUCACGAUGUCAAGUGACAAUGAGUUACUUCAACUCGUAAAAUCAUUCUGGAUGCAAGAAGAAGCAUUCCACGACUCAUCAGCUGAUCUAACUCAAGAUGAUCAGAUAUGUCUUGAUCAUUUCACUCAAACUCACUCAAGAACACAAGAAGCAACAUGCAGAACUCAUGCUCAAACGACAAGAAGUUCGUUUUGCAAAGAUCCACAACUCCAUCAGCUCUACAGCUUGUUCUUAAAUAAAUACGAAAAACUUGGUCACAUGAUGCCUUCCAGGCAUGUUGUUGAUAUACGCACCAUUUGUUAUUUACCGCAUCAUGGUGUAAAGAAAGAAAGCAGCUCUACAACUAAAUUACGUGUUGUAUUUAAUGGAUCUCAACUUAUAGACAAAAAUAAAUCAUUAAAUGACCUAUUGUAUGAUGGUCCUUGCCUACUCAAUAAUCUGAGUGAUGUAAUAAGUCGGUGGAGACGGUCUAAAAUUGUCUUUUCAGCAGAUGUUGAAAAGAUGUACCGUCAAAUAUUCAUUUACGAAGGCGAUCAAGAAAAACAAAGAAUUCUGUGGCGUCCAACUCCAACUGAACAAAUUAAAAGUUACACGUUAAAGACUGUAACAUAUGGCUUAAAACCAGCUCCAUUUUUAGCAUUGGCAACUCUUCGACAGCUCGAAAAGGAUGAAGUACCACCUGAGGAUAGAGAGCAAUCAUCAACAUUGAAUAUACAAGAUGUUGAAGUAUUUAAACAGCUCGGUAUACAAUGGCAUCGUAAAGAUGAUACAUUUACAUUCAGCCCAUCAUCAGUCUCGAAUAAUACACGUCUCAAUGCAACAGAGCGAAAAGUGUUGUCAAAAGUUGCACAACUGUUUGAACCAUUAGGUUAG